Messenger RNA from Haliotis rufescens (red abalone), 1158 nucleotides. Its product is annotated as histidine-rich glycoprotein-like. The coding region runs from base 1 to 1158 and encodes 385 amino acids. The transcript has a single exon. Lineage: Eukaryota; Metazoa; Mollusca; Gastropoda; Lepetellida; Haliotidae. The record is from RefSeq and is a predicted model, not a curated record.
AUGAAACAUCUGUACAAUCAUGGCGCCGUCAACCAUCUGCACAACCGUGGCGCCGUCAACCAUUUGCACAAUCUUGGCGCCGUCAACCAUCUGCACAAUCUUGGCGCCUUCAACCAUCUGCACAAUCUUGGCGCCUUCAACCAUCUGCACAACCAUGGCGCCGUCAAGCAUCUGCACUACCGUGGCGCCGUCAACCAUCUGCACAACCAUGGCGCCGUCAACCAUCUGCACAAUCUUAGCGCCGUCAACCAUCUACUCAAUCUUGGCGCCUUCAACCAUCUGUACAACCAUGGCGCCGUCAACAAUCUACACAAUCUUGGCGCCUUCAACCAUCUGCACAAUCUUGGCACCGUCAACCAUCUCCACAACCAUGGCGCCGUCAACCAUCUGCACAAUCUUGGCACCGUCAACCAUCUCCACAACCACGGCGCCGUCAACCAUCUGCACAAUCUUGGCGCCGUUAACCAUCUACACCAUCUUGGCGCCUUCAACCAUCUGCACAACCAUGGCGCCGUCAAGCAUCUGCACAACCGUGGCGCCGUCAAGCAUCUGCACAACCAUGGCGCCGUCAACCAUCUGCACAACCAUGGCGCCGUCAAGCAUCUGCACAACCGUGGCGCCGUCAACCAUCUGCACAACCAUGGCGCCUUCAACCAUCUAAACAACCACGGCGCCGUCAAACAUCUGCACAAUCUUGGCGCCUUCAACCAUCUGCACAACCAUGGCGCCGUCAACCAUCUGCACAACCAUGGCGCCGUCAACCAUCUAAACAACCACGGCGCCGUCAACCAUCUGCACAACCAUGGCGCCUUCAACCAUCUGCACAAUCUUGGGGCCUUCAACCAUCUGUACAACCAUGGCGCCGUCAACCAUCUACACAAUCUUAGCGCCUUCAACCAUCUGCACAAUCUUUGCGCCGUCAACCAUCUACUCAAUCUUGGCGCCUUCAACCAUCUGUACAACCAUGGCGCCUUCAACCAUCUACACAAUCUUGGCGCCUUCAACCAUCUACACAAUCUUGGCGCCUUCAACCAUCUGCACAACCAUGGCGCCGUCAACCAUCUGCACAACCAUGGCGCCGUCAACCAUCUGCACAACCAUGGCGCCGUCAACCAUCUACACAACCAUGGCGCCGUCAACCAUCUACACAAUCUUUGA